Syzygium oleosum is the source of this 840-nucleotide messenger RNA. Its product is annotated as LOB domain-containing protein 41-like. The transcript is spliced from 2 exons. Gene Ontology annotation, biological process: regulation of gene expression. The record is from RefSeq and is a predicted model, not a curated record. The coding region runs from base 1 to 798 and encodes 265 amino acids. NCBI's taxonomy places the organism in Eukaryota, Viridiplantae, Streptophyta, Magnoliopsida, Myrtales, Myrtaceae.
AUGAGAAUGAGCUGCAACGGGUGCAGAGUCCUCCGGAAAGGCUGCGGCGAGGAUUGCACCAUCAGGCCUUGCCUCCAGUGGAUCAAAUCCCCGGAGUCGCAGGCUCACGCCACCAUGUUCCUCGCCAAAUUCUACGGCCGCGCCGGACUGAUCAACCUCAUCAACGCUGGCCCUAACCACCAACGCCCAGCCGUGUUCAGGUCGUUGCUGUACGAGGCCUGCGGCCGGAUCGUCAACCCGAUCUAUGGCUCGGUGGGGCUGCUCUGGUCGGGCAAUUGGGCCGAGUGCCAGUCGGCCGUCGAGGCGGUGCUCCAGGGCUCCUCUCGGUUCUUGCAAUCUCCUUCGCUCGACUCCGCAGGGCCCAACCUCAAGCCCUGCGACAUCCGCCACGUCCAGAAGACAUCCGGCCCCGGCGACGUCCACAAGAUCAGGACCAGGAACCGGUUCAAGCGAUUGUCGAAUCGGGCCAAGUCGGAGACGGAGCCCGACGCGGUGUUCGGCAGUGAAGGGGGCAAGUGGAUCUACCCAGGCCCCAUCUACGAGGAGACGAGCCACGACUCAUGGGUGACGCACGCGGCGGUAGCUGCGGCGAACCGGGACAGCGCGGAGGCUGAGUGCAUCUUCUCGGUGGAGACCGUGGAGGCUUCACUGGCAAACCUGGGCAAGCCGAACCGGAUGCUGAAAUUCGACAGGCCGGCAGAGGAGAGACCGGAGAGCCAACUCCGGUUGGAGCUGAGUCUAGGCGUCAAACCGUCGUCCCAUCCAAGCGAGCCCCGAGUUCGGUUGGCGUUGAUCUGAGUGGUGGGUAGUGAGACGAGCAGUUUUGAGACCGAGGAGUAC